UUGCGCGCGCCAAACUGUAAAGGGUCCUUUUAAAGACCUAAGAAUGCAGUUGGUGCAGGAUAGGAAACCCCUCCUCCAAAACGGACGGUUGUCAGGACAACACAAUGCGCUGAAUCGCUACAAUGUUUCCGCUUUGACUCGUGGAAUUCUGAAUAGCUAGACAACAGGCAGAGUAAUGUCUGAUUUAGCAAAAGAAAAGGCAGCUCGUCUUCUGAAGAAGAGAGGUAGUGUGUCAUCUCUUGGCAGCCAUGAUGUCAGAGCCAAGGAAACAAGGGACAAGACCAAGGAUUCUAUAAGCACCGUAUCCUAUAUCGAUGAGCCUGGUCACCAUGACGAUAACCCUCGACCCGCAGUACAGAUGGAGAACACCUUCCAAUUGGCACCAUAUCGACGCUUCCCUGUUCUCACGGUCAAUGACAUCCUGAAGGAUGUGCUCGCAAGUUACCUGCAAGAGGAGAAGUAUGAAGCUGAGCUCUGUCGGCAGAUGACAAAGACCAUAUCCGAGGUGAUCAAAGCCAGGGUGAAGGAUCUGAUGGUUCCCCGCUAUAAGAUCAUUGUUCUAAUCAGCAUCGGACAGCUCAGUGACCAGAACAUGCGCAUCGGGAGCCGCUGCCUGUGGGACGCCUCCAACGAUACCUUCUCCUCGCACACCUUCAAGAACAGCUCUCUCUUCGCCGUGGCCAACGUCUACGCUGUUUACUUUGAGUGAGUCGCCAACCACAGUCACAGAUGACUGCCUUGGACUGUGGGUACUCACGUCCUAUAUAGUCCUAUGUAGUCCGUCAUAAGGGCUACAUAACAGUGUUAUAAGCAUGACAUAAUUGAUUUGGUAAAAAGUAAUGACUGUUGGUGUCAGUUUAUGACAACUGUGAUGACACAAAUAAUGUUUUGAUCAGUUAAUUGGGCAGGUUUAAAGCUAGCCAACUGGCUUGUGUCGUGACAGUGUGAAGCCGAUUGCCAUAAAGGGACACCAGCUGUAAUGUCGUUGUCAUGACAGUCUUAUAAAACCCUUAUGACCGAGCGUUCAAGUAAAGUGUAACCAAAUUGCCUAUGUUCAAUUUCUGUGUUCAUACCACAGAAUGUGGGUAAUCUAAAGUGUCUAUCACGUGUAUGAUGUUCAUUUGCAUAUCAUGGAGAAUGGUUGUGUGGAAGUGCUGUGAAACCUUCAAAAUGAAGGUCAUGCCUAGAGCAUUGUGGUUUUUGUCAAACAAACGUAUCAAGGAAGUAUCAUCGGCAAUAAGAAUAUAGUCUCAGGUAAAAGGAAAUAAGUUCAUACCGUAGUCUGAAUAUCUUUCUUGAAAUUAUUAAUUUUGGUUACAUAUGUUAUUGUCUGUAUAAUAAUGUACCAAUUCUGUAUAAUACAGCAUUUCCUGAUCAUUUAAAUCUCAAAUAGCUUUUGGAAUCACUGUGGCACAUCGUCACACACUGUCUUCUAGCAUAUUUUGAAUAUUGCUCUCAGAUUUUUGAGGGCAUGUUUGAUAUUUUUAGGAAACUUAGACUAAAGAAAUAGUCAAAGUUUCAUCCUGAGAGGCAAAGUCUGUACAGUUCUCAUACAGACCUCAUUCAGCGGAAAUGUUAUUGAACUGAUGACUCAUGGGUUUUCAGUAUCAUAACUUGCUGAUAUAAUUUGCUGAUCUUGUCACAACUCGCUGAAUAGAUUAUUGGUUUUGUACAGUUGUCCAGUCAAAUGUCUACUUGCUGACUGUGACCCAUUCACUUUGGUUAGCUAAAAUGCCCCAUUGUACAACAUGUAUUGGCUCUUGUUGUAUUAACCAAAGUCAGGUCAAUGAUAAUAAAGCAAUCUGAGGAGAU
Coregonus clupeaformis (lake whitefish) is the source of this 1812-nucleotide messenger RNA. It is a transcript of the gene dynlt5, whose product is annotated as dynein light chain Tctex-type family member 5. The transcript has 5 exons. Gene Ontology annotation, biological process: microtubule-based movement. NCBI's taxonomy places the organism in Eukaryota, Metazoa, Chordata, Actinopteri, Salmoniformes, Salmonidae. Bases 176 to 709 code for a protein of 177 amino acids. Gene Ontology annotation, molecular function: dynein intermediate chain binding. The record is from RefSeq and is a predicted model, not a curated record. Gene Ontology annotation, cellular component: cytoplasm; cytoplasmic dynein complex.